ACCGACAAUGAUUUCAAUCUCCUUUUAAAAAGGUUUUAUGAAUUACAAGCUGAACGUGUGGAGACAUACCGUCUUUUUGAUGAGGGGCAUCAGGCAUAUAUGAAAUCUGGUCCACACUAUGACUUUAUGCAAUACCGGAUGUUGGUGCAUGAGAUCACUCAGGCUUUCAGUGGCAUCAGCAAAGAGAUUAUCCAGAUGAAGGAUAGGUUUCGGGAAGUGUAUGAUCGGUCAGAUCUCUCAGAACACCUAGAAAAGAUUCAGGAGCUGGAGAAGGAAAAAUUAUCAUUGACAGCUAGGCUGCAGUUAGCCAAACAGAAUGCCCAAGACCAUCCUAGUGAGGAGUCCUACAGAGAGGAGGUGCAGCAACUAAAACAGAAGAUAAUUAAAACCGUGGAAGCAAUCAGUGAAGUACUGCAAGAUUUCAAGUACGACUGUGAAGAAAUACAAUGA
This is a messenger RNA of Staurois parvus, 450 nucleotides long. NCBI's taxonomy places the organism in Eukaryota, Metazoa, Chordata, Amphibia, Anura, Ranidae. The record is from the annotation of a GenBank genome assembly.